AUGUUUUUGCCUCGAGCUCUGACAAAGGGGAACAAGAACCAGCUCAAAGCACCUCCGCGCGUAACGCACGCGAUCCCCUCCUCCCUCUCGCACGAAUCAUCUGAACGGAGGCAGGAAACACAGGAGGCUCCCUCUGAUACUACUGCGAAGGGCAAGUCAAAAGAAGCAGCUCUUAAUGAAGACUACGCGUCCGCGGUCGUGCUCCCACUCUCCGACUACGCGUUUUGGGAGGAUGAAGAGUGGGCGAGAGAGGUCAAGAAUGGGCAAGGAGCAGGAUACAGGGAUAUGGAGGACGCGGGGUACGUUCCCCUCAGUCGCGUAUUCGAGCGGAAUGGUACUCCGUUAGAAGCCAAGGAGGAGAUCGAUGUCGUUCGUGCGCUACGCCACUACUGCCCCGACGAUAUCGAAGUACGCAUGAUCGUCGCGGACCCAUCUUCGUCGAGCGGCGUAGGCGGGUACGAGGUGCGCCGACGAAAGGCACCGACGCGUCGCUAUUCUCCGGAUGAUUGGGAUGCACGGACGGUUUACCUAGAGAACAUACCUCCGCAAUACCGAACGAUCUCAGGCGUCCAUCGUCUAGUCGCCGCCUGCCUCGAUGGAGGCUUAGCGCGCGUCGCGCACAUCAUAUUCCCCACAAGCCCUUCCGAUCGCCCAAGAGGUCCUCCCAAAUGCAGAGGCUACGCCCUCGUCACCCUGCUCGACGAGGCAGACGCAACAAAACUUAUCGAAGCGUACCCAUGGCGUAGCCGUCCUUCGACCUCCGAAAGUGAAGGUACCGACCCUCGAUCUGAGGCGACGCGUUUCGGUCUGCGAGCACUGUCGAAGGCGCGAUGGGACGAGCUUCAGUCGGAGUAUCAAGCACGAAAGGCUCGCGUCAUGAAGGAGAUUGCUGCGUACGAAGACUCGCAACUGGCGGGUAUCGUGCAUAGGACGGACGCACGCGAGCGCAAGUCACCUAUACCGCAUGAAGAAGCAGCACCACUACCAGAGAUCAUGCCGUCGACUGGGCCUGCGCUCGAUGCCUCAGCACCUUACCCCUACGGCUGCCUCGUCUUCGUGCGCGGUGUGCACAUCGAGACGAACAAGACGACGCUGAAGACGCUCUUCGGGCGCGCAGUCGCGGGCGAAGGCAUCGACUACGUCGACUACGCCAAGGGGAUGGACUCGUGUCACCUUCGCCUAGCCACCCCCGCACACGCAGAACGUCUACACAAGUACUUUACCUCCAGAAGGUUGAGCCAAACGUCAGGGCUCGACGACGAGGGCAAGGAGGGAGGCUUGACAGGCGUAAUUACCACAGAGAUCGUCCUCGGGCGGCGAGAGGAGCUCUACUGGGAGAAGGUGCCGGAAAAAGUACGCGCGCAAGCGGUAGCGAAAGCUAUCGGGUCUACGAGCAAAGUUGAGGCAGAGACGGACGGCUCUCGUCCUAAAAAGCGGCGGAAGAGGUAG
Messenger RNA from Schizophyllum commune H4-8, 1449 nucleotides. RefSeq lists its product as uncharacterized. Bases 1 to 1449 code for a protein of 482 amino acids. The record is from RefSeq and is a predicted model, not a curated record. Lineage: Eukaryota; Fungi; Basidiomycota; Agaricomycetes; Agaricales; Schizophyllaceae. Gene Ontology annotation, biological process: telomerase catalytic core complex assembly. The transcript is spliced from 4 exons. Gene Ontology annotation, molecular function: telomerase RNA binding.